CAAGUUCACCUCCAUUUUGAUUCUUGAAAAAUCAAGCCAGACCGUGACCGCUCUGCACAAUGUCUGUCCAGAAUGCUCCCGUUCCUCUUCCUCUUGUUGGAGGCAAGAACUCGUCCCUUCAACAUCCUCUCGGUCCAUUGACGGCCGCUGAGAUCUCGGAAAGUGCACGGCUCAUCAAGGGAUUAUGGCCUUCGAACACGGACAUUCAGUUCAAGAGCAUCACUCUCCGCGAGCCAAACAAAGCGGACCUUACCCCAUUCUUGGCAGCUGAACAUGCCGGUCAGCCAACUCCUAAUAUUGAGCGGAGGAGUUUCGUGGUUUACUAUAUCCGAAAUACUGAUAAGCUUCAUGAAGCUAUUGUCAGUUUGAGCCUCGGCAAGGUGGAGAGCAACCUUCGACUGGGACCAAACAUUCACAGCAACACCGAUGGUGAAGAGAUCAUCAGAGUCGAACAGAUUGCCUUGGAGGAUGAAGGGGUGAAGGCCGAGAUCGCAAAACUUCAACUUCCAGAGGGUACUGUGAUCAUCAGCGACCCUUGGAUCUACGGCUCUGAUGGAGUCAAUGAGGGUCUUUUCACGGAUGAAAAGCGGAUGUUCCAAUGCUUCCUCUACAUCCGUGAUCCAAACAACUCCAGCGAAGCGGACAGCAACCACUACGCGAUGCCGCUCAGCAUUUCACCAGUCAUCAGUGCUGAGACUAUGAAAGUUACUCGGAUUGAUAUCCUCCCCACUGGCGCUGACCAUACUAUCAAGGAACCGUCUCCUUACAAGGUCCAACCGCCCAACGAGUACAUCCCAGAGGCUCAGACUCUUCGGACUGAUCUGAAGCCUUUGAAUGUUGUCCAACCAGAAGGUGCUUCAUUCCAGAUUAGCAAUUUCAGUGAACUUGGGCGCACGGUCACUUGGCAAAAAUGGAGUUUCAAGGUUGGCUUCAACAUCCGAGAGGGAAUGGUCUUGUACGACGUUCACUAUGCCGGCCGUCCCCUCUUCUACCGACUCUCACUGUCAGAUAUGAGCAUUCCCUACGCUGACCCCCGUCACCCAUUCCACAAAAAGGCCGCUUUCGAUCUUGGUGAUGCAGGAGCUGGUAUAAUGGCCAACAACUUGCAGCUGGGGUGUGACUGUCUCGGAUCUAUCCAUUACUUGUCGGCUGUUCUCAAUGAUGACAAGGGAGAGCCGCUUGAUAUGCCAAAUGUUAUCUGCAUCCACGAACAAGACAACGGCAUCGGGUGGAAACACACUAACUACCGAACUGGCCGUGCUGCGGUAGUCAGAAACAGAGAACUGGUGCUGCAGUCCAUCAUCACAGUCUCGAACUACGAAUACAUUCUUGCCUUCCAAUUCAAUCAAGCUGGAGAAGUCAUGUACGAGGUCCGGGCAACUGGAAUCCUCUCAACCCAGCCUAUCGACGAGGGUAUUUCCGUCCCAUGGGGCACAGUCGUACACCCAGGCGUUCUUGCCUCUCACCACCAGCACAUUUUCUCUCUUCGCGUUGACCCCAUGAUCGACGGACCCGCCAACCGUGUUGUCUUCGAUGAGGCACAUCCCAUGCCACGCUCUGAUUUCAAUCCCCACGGCGUCGGUUAUUCUGUUUCCCAGACACCGAUCACAACGUCUGGAGGCUACGAUCUGGAUUUUGAUGCGAACCGCACUUUCAAGAUCCAAAAUGCCGCGGUGAGGAACCCCGUCAACGGGCAACCAGUUGCCUACAAGAUUCACGCUCCUCCUUUCCAAAAGAUACUGGCGGAUAAGGAUAGCUUCCACUUCAAGCGGGCUGAAUUCGCCGACCACAACAUCUACGUUACCUCGUACAAGGACGACGAGCUAUAUGCGGGAGGGAAGUACACCAACCAAUCUCGUGGUGGAACUGGUGUCCGUAGCUGGGCCGAUCGCAAGGAUAACGUGCUGGAUGAUGACAUUGUUGUCUGGGUCCAAUUUGGUAUCAAUCAUGUCCCUAGGGUUGAGGAUUUCCCCGUCAUGCCUUGCGAGAUCAUUAAGGUCUCGUUCAAGCCGGUGAACUUUUUCGAGAAAAACCCCGCAUUGGACGUCCCGCCCAGUGUGCAGAGCUUCAAUAAGAGUGUGCUUACCAGUGCCAAUGGCGAAGCUGCUGUGGGGGGUGCGGGUGGGGCGUGCUGCGUGAAGGAGAACAGCAAGUUGUGAGAAAAAGAGGGGAGGUAAUAUCGCGGUUAGGUUUCGGAGGAGUUCGGAUAGGUAUGUAUACCAGGAGAAUGGCUAGCUAGUGUAGCUCAAAGG
Amorphotheca resinae ATCC 22711 is the source of this 2252-nucleotide messenger RNA. RefSeq lists its product as hypothetical. The record is from RefSeq and is a predicted model, not a curated record. The transcript has 3 exons. NCBI's taxonomy places the organism in Eukaryota, Fungi, Ascomycota, Leotiomycetes, Helotiales, Amorphothecaceae. The coding region runs from base 60 to 2159 and encodes 699 amino acids. Gene Ontology annotation, biological process: amine metabolic process. Gene Ontology annotation, molecular function: copper ion binding; quinone binding; primary methylamine oxidase activity.